Centrocercus urophasianus (Greater sage-grouse) is the source of this 467-nucleotide messenger RNA. It is a transcript of the gene CUNH19orf12, whose product is annotated as chromosome unknown C19orf12 homolog. The record is from RefSeq and is a predicted model, not a curated record. The transcript has a single exon. The coding region runs from base 75 to 308 and encodes 77 amino acids. Lineage: Eukaryota; Metazoa; Chordata; Aves; Galliformes; Phasianidae.
CUGGUCGAAUAGUAGGGAGUAACAUCUCUCCUCAUUUUCUAGGAGGAGCACUUGGUGGACUGCUUGGUGCCUGGAUGACCAGUGGACAGUUCAAGCCAGUCCCUCAGAUUUUAAUGGAGUUGCCUCCUGCGGAGCAGCAGAAACUCUUCAAUGAAGCCGUCGCAAUAGUCAGGAACAUAGACUGGAUUGAUGUUUUUCAGCUGACUGUACUUGUAAUGGGAAGUGGUGACCUUAAGUUUCUGCUGGCAAAAGCAGUGGAAAGGUUCUUAGUCAGAGAGCUAAAUGCACAGAUAAAGUAUGAAGAAUAAACCUUUUGGGGCCUGGUUUCUAGAUUUUGUUGAAUUUUACUUUGACAACUGUGAUUCUCUGAUGUAGCAAUUAUUUGGAUUAGGAUUGUCAUUGUAGCUUUCAUUUCUCAGCUGAUUCUGAAUAUUCUGUUUUCAUUUAAAAAAAAAUGCUAAAAAGCA